Messenger RNA from Pleurotus ostreatus (oyster mushroom), 552 nucleotides. RefSeq lists its product as uncharacterized. The record is from RefSeq and is a predicted model, not a curated record. Lineage: Eukaryota; Fungi; Basidiomycota; Agaricomycetes; Agaricales; Pleurotaceae. The transcript is spliced from 6 exons. The coding region runs from base 1 to 552 and encodes 183 amino acids.
AUGAAGGAUAUGACCGCAGUGCUCCACGGAGGUCUCCUAGGUGCUGUCAUCGAGCUUUCCAUCGAGGUCCUGCUCGCAGAAGUGCACGCUACCAACGUCGUGGCCCACGCCGGGAUCGGGGGAGCGGUCCCCUCCUGCAUCACGGGCUUUUCCACCGCUCUGUUUAGCAUCGUGUGUGUGUCUCAUAUCGCAUUUUCGCAUUUUCGGUCUUUCGCGAAGACCGUGGUUUUCCAAACCAUCUGUCUGCCGAUUCUCUGCGUGCUUUGGUUCGCUACUGCCGCACUCACAGCCCUUACGGCGGAGACACUGGGCCCAGAGAGAUGUUACUCUGACGACUUAUACGUGAUAUGCGCUAAAUUGCCGUGGAUUAAGCUGUGCUCCUACGUCAACUGCAUCAUCCUCGCGGUGUACAGUGCCAUUUUGCUGGUACUCACAUUGCAUGCUGAGCAUGCGGGGCAUCCGAAUGUGUGGAUGGAAUCGACCUUGGCGCUCCCCUACUCCAAGGAUGCAUAUCUUAGCCACAGGUUCAGUGGUGACCCGAGGAAUGAGUAG